Zootoca vivipara (common lizard) is the source of this 6038-nucleotide messenger RNA. It is a transcript of the gene PIGQ, whose product is annotated as phosphatidylinositol glycan anchor biosynthesis class Q. Gene Ontology annotation, biological process: GPI anchor biosynthetic process. NCBI's taxonomy places the organism in Eukaryota, Metazoa, Chordata, Lepidosauria, Squamata, Lacertidae. The record is from RefSeq and is a predicted model, not a curated record. Gene Ontology annotation, cellular component: endoplasmic reticulum; membrane.
UUUCUUUUAUUGUUCUGCUAUUUUAUUGUAAGCAACUCUGAAAGCGUGUGGCUUGUAAUUUCUUCAGAUUAAUUAGUAAAUAUAAAUAAAUCAAAGGUACAUUAGCUCUCUUAUAUUUCUUUUUUAAAAAAAAACUGUCAGUCUUAGAGAGAGAGCCUUAGAAAAGAUUUCCCUCCUCAACAGCUGGGAUACUGAAAAUGUUCGUAGAAAAAAAAGAGGUGGCAAAAAAACACACCAGGCCACUAAAUGGGACGAAAGAAAUUGUUUUAGAAUGAGUUGGUAGAGUUUCUUACCGGAAACCUGCUGGCAUUUUUAAAACAAUGAACUCAAUCAAACAGAACGCCACUUCAGGAGACCGGGGGGUCCGUCCGGAACUCAAUUAGGCAAGGACUUUACGGAGCGCUCUUAGGAACGGACUGCGUCUCCUAGCAACCGGCCUGUAGCACCCGGAAGUGGCUUGAAUGUCAAGAGGAGCGGGCUCUUUCUUUUCUUUUAUGCCUGCUAGAAGGAGUAGCGGGAGGAAGCUUUCUGAUUUCCAAGCUUCCAUAUCAUGGUGCUUAAGAUAUUCUUCCCCAUUUGCUGCUCGGCAGCUGAAAGUGGCCUGCUGGUUGGACGAUGGAUCCCAGAACAGAACUCUGCUGUUAUCCUGGCUGUGAUCCACUUCCCUUUCAUUCCUGGUCAGGUAAAGCAGUAUCUCUCCGAAAUGCAACAUGCAACACAAGUCAAGCUGUCUGUGCUGGGCUCAUGGACUAAAACCAAGCAAGCAAAGGAAGAGAGUUUGGACAGGUUCCUUGAAGACCUUGGCACCAUUUUUUCACAUGACCCCUGGAUCCAACUCAGCAAGGAGAAAGGAAGCAAGUUUUGGAGCUGUUCCGCCUCUUGGAAAGACUCUAAUGGUAAUGAGGAAGAUGAAAAUAUAUUGGUUUAUUAUGACCAGCGCAAAGUGAUGCUGUCGCAACUUCACUCCACACGGGACCGGGUUGUUUCUUCUGAUCAGAAGACAGUGGAGGCUUCCAAAUUAGUUGCCGUGUUUGACACGGUUGCAAAGAGCAAGUUACUAUUCAUGAAGGACAGGUAUGACGAGGGGCCUGUCAAGCUCACCCACUGGCAGUCAGAAGGAGUAGAAGCCAGUAUUAUUGUGGAGCUGCUGAAACAAGCUUCUGUUCCUGCAUGUAUGCUGAUAACUUUCCUACUUUCACUUGUGUGUGGAGUCUGCAAAAGCAGAGUGUUGACGUUUUGGCCCUUGUCUUUCAUCUGGAGCAAGCUGUCAACUUGUGAGCAGCUGGGGCACCGGCUGCAGCACCUCCAAAUCAUCAGUAGCAAGCGGAAGGCUCCAAAUCAGACUCAGCUAAUGAGAAAAGCCAACAUAUUUCUUUCUCUUCUGAUUGACAUGACUCUUGGGAUACUACUGAUGUCCUGGCUGUACCAGAAGAAUCGAAUUGGUCAUCUUGCCAAUGCCCUUGUUCCAAUGGCUGAUCAUGUGGCCCAGCAGCUCCAGGACCUUCUGCAGUGGCUGAUGGGUGUGCCAGCUGGUUUGAAAAUGAACAGAGCUUUGGACCAAGUGUUGGGGCGGUUCUUCCUUUAUCACAUUCACCUUUGGAUUAGUUAUAUCCAUCUGAUGUCUCCUUUCAUUGAGAUGAUCCUCUGGCAUGUUGGCUUAUCAGCCUGUCUAGGCCUGACAGUGGCCCUUUCUAUCGUCUCCGAUAUCAUUGCACUCAUGACCUUUCACAUCUACUGUUUUUAUGUCUAUGGAGCCAGGCUCUACUGCCUCAAAAUCUAUGGCUUGUCGUCACUGUGGCGCUUGUUCCGUGGGAAGAAGUGGAACGUCUUGAGGCAACGAGUCGACUCCUGCUCCUACGACUUGGACCAGCUAUUCAUUGGUACUUUGCUGUUUACAAUCUUGCUGUUUCUUCUGCCCACAACCGCACUGUACUAUUUGGUCUUUACCUUGCUCCGUCUACUGGUUGUGAUUGUACAAGGCUUGAUCCAUCUGCUAGUGGACCUCGUCAACUCGCUGCCCUUUUAUUCAGUCAUUCUCCGUCUCUGCCGGUCCUACAGACUUGCAUCUGGUGUGAAGUUCAGAGUCCUGGAGCAGGAAGCUGGGAAACCUCUUCGACUUCUAAUGCAGAUAAACCCUCUGACCUACGGCCGCGUGGUGCAGCUGUACAAGCUCCCAACAUACAGCUGCUACCCCAAGGACUCCUGGGGCUCUUUGUGCAAGAAGCUGCUUGUUGGUGAGCUGAUCUACCCUUGGAAGCAUAAAGGAGAGAAGCAGGACUGAUUCGCAGCAACUGAGGUGGACUGCAAAUGCUUGAGGCCCAGAAAGGAACAUUGGAGAGGCAGGGCUGUUACUCCUGGUGAAAGACACCUUGGAAACAGCAGCUGCCGAGUGGUACCCUAGGGAUUCUUCAUUUUGCCAAGAAUGUGUUGGGCGGUCAGUUUCCAAGGAGGGAGGGAUUCAUUUCAGGAAUGGGCUCCCCUUUUCCUCUGGAUUGAGGGAAUUCCUUCUCCCCACCACCAUUCAACGAAACAUUAUCUAAUCCUAAGUUAGAAAUUGCCAGCCUAGAAGUAUAAGGUGGCCAAAUUAACGUGACAGCCGAGAGGAAAUCUGUUUUCGUUCGUUUGUUUUCUUAUGGUAAGCUGCCAUUUCUGCAGGAGCCCAGUGUGUGGUAUCUGACACACAAUUCCACUUCUUGAUAAUUUCAGCUUCACUUCUCCCCAGUCCUGACAUACAAGUGUCUAGCCCAUGUGAUUGUGAUGAUGUGGGUAAAGAUGUAUGGGCAACACCUGUCACAAGCUUGGGAGCCAAAGGGGUGGCCCAAUAAGACCUCCAGUGGUCUGGAGAGUCUGCCCAGCUCCAAUCAAUUCCUGUUGGGGGACAAGCAGCUGGGGAGAGCCAAUGUUUUUAUAUCCUGCUUGCAGGGUUCCCAAAAGUAUUUGGCCAGCCACUGUCAGAGACAGGAGGACGCUGGUCUGGUUGGAGCCAUGUCCUCAUCCAGGAGGACUUUGUUCUUAAGGUAUUAUGAAUUAAUGGGCAAGCUAGCUCUGAAAUGUAUCAUGUAGCUUAUGUGGUUGAUUUCUCUUUGACAAAUACCUGCCAUGGUGGGAUGUGAGAGAUGGACAAGCUGAAUCAGGACCAUGGCAUCUUUAAUCCUCUGCCAUCUUGAUUAGAAUGGAGCCCAUGUACAUCUGUUAUUAGCAAUGGGAAGAAAGUUCUCAUGGGUGCUAAUAGGGCUUUACAGUGGUGCCUUGCUAGACAAAUUUAAUUCGUUCCACGGGCCUUUUCUUAUAACGAAAAAUUCGUCUAGCGAAUCCCAUAGGAAUGCAUUGGAUUUUUUUUGGAUUUUUUUUUUGCCCAUAGGAACGCAUUAAUUGAAUUUCAAUGCAUUCCUAUGGGAAACCGCGAUUCGCUAGAUGAAUUUUUCAUAAAACGAAUUCGUCUAGCGAGGCAACCUCCGCUCGAAAAAUCCUUUCGUUAAGCGGAAAUUUCGUUAAGCAGGGCAUUCGUUAAGCCAGGCACCACUGUAUUCCCAUUGAAGAUAGCAGGUGGGUGGAAUUCUGUGGGACUGCAGGGAGGGCAAGGGGUUCUCCCUGGCAUGCUCUCCCUGGCAUGCUCCUGAUCCAUUUCCCACCCACACCAGCUCUUUGUUGAAAAGGAAUCAGCUAUACAAUGUCAAACUACAUGACAAACAUUGUGUCUAGUCUAGUCCAUAGUUAAUUACAGAGUUCCUUGCCUCCCCUGCCCCUGGCAAGUGACUAGAAACCCAUAGCAGAUUAUGCAAAAUUGGGGGGGGGGGGAAUGCAUUGGAAAUUAUGUAAAUAUGCUCCCGGGUCAUGACAUUUAGUUUUACUCAUCCCAGACUUUUGCUUUCUUUUAUAGAUUAUAUGGCAUGGUUGUUGUUUUCAAAAGUAGCUCCACUCAGCUUGUCACAGCACUUCUACAAGCAUAUUGUGAUAUGUCAAUUAAAAGGGGGUGGUCAUUACAGGCAGUGACCAUUUUGCACAAGGGUUCCAUUCCCUGCCCCCUGCAUGUCGGCGGAAUGCAUAUAAGCCCAUCCCACCCUGUUCCACCCCACCCCCGUUCUGCCAUCUUCUGGGUCCAAGGACCUGUGCGUAUCCAGGACAAAUGUAGACUGCCCCCAAACUUUGAUAUAAAUAUUUAGUAGAGAAUACACACUUGCCAUGCUUGUAAAAAACAACAUAGACCAGAAACCACAGAAGAUCUUUAUUAUCUAGUAUUUGAUCAUUCUGAGCUCCCUAUUACAUAAGUUGGCCCUAGUGAGGCUUAGAACAAUUAGUAAGCAGAUGAUGGAUCCAUGUACUUGGUGAUUUUUUAAAAUGUUUUAAGACAGUUUAUUGGACAUUGAAUUUAUAUUGGAGGCAAAUCUGCUUUGAGCACUCUAAUAGAAGCUGGUGGUAGUGCAGGCAGGAUAGCCUCUUAUCUGUUGCUUAAUUUGGGAGCAGGACUUUAUUGUAUUUCAGGCAACUUGAAGUGAGGGAAAUGAUUCCUAGACAAGGAACUGGAAGCAUACUUCACUUUUCAAGUCAGCUCCGUUGAAAGUCCUUGGGGCAGAUUCUUAUUGAACAGCUUUAGAACAGUGUGUUUCUAUAAGAUGAAGGCCCAAAGUACUCACUGCCUUGCCAUUAAGUUUCAAAUGAAGAGCCAUUACUAAGUGCCACAGUACAAAGCAAUAAUCGGUGUACCUCUCAAGGCUCCACGAUGGCCAAGAUCAUUCCUGAUUUUUUAAACCUUUUUUUAAGUCAAAGCUUUAAUGUUCAUUUCACCACCAGUCCUUGAUUUCCAACAUGUCUUCCUCCUACCCAUUGGCAUUUCUCUGUUUCCGCCAUACCUCAUAGCAGGUGGUACCUGCCAAUCUUAAUAGCACAACCACUAGCCUCCAGCUGUGUGACACACUCUCUCUCUUUAGCAUUAACAUUACUCUCUACUCAGGACAGACAUUGACAUCAUACCCAGGGCACGAUUCAUGCCAGUGCUGCCAUACUUCAUCCUCAGGCCGACAGCAAUGCCCUGAGUGGGGACUUAAGGGGAUUUUGGCAAGGCCAGUGGAGCAGGCCCCGGUCUCGAGACACUCCCAAGGGUGGGGCACUAAGGGGACCCCUUCAAACAUGGAGCUGGCUGGCCCUUGCUUAGCUGUGGUUCUGGACUCAUUUGGUUUGCUGCCAGCCUUGUGUAGCAACAGCCAAAUACACAGUGUUGCCCUUCCUUGCAAUUUGAUGUGAUGUGCUUUGAGGCCCAUUUAGUAGCAUGGGUGCACCAUGCAACACCUCCAUGUCUCUCUUUCACCAUAUGGACUCCCAUUGGAGAGAGGCCGUUAUUUGUAUUUCCCUGCCUUACGUUGACAGACGUGCAUUGGAUUUGAUGUUGCCACAUAGCCACUAUGUAUAUUCUUAAGCCAUAACAGAGACAACCUUUAGCUGUGACGCUUGUGCCUAGUCAUAGAGCCCUGUUCUGUAUGCAUGUGGUCUUGUGUAUGCACAGUGGGCCUUGGAAACACAGUCAUAAAGUCACACACUCCAUGUUUCUGAACAAGACUCCAAUGCUGUACAGAAGAACUAUCUCUAUGGAAAUUAAAUCUCUUCGGUUGUGCAUCUUGCCAUGCUCAUUGCAGGAUGGAGAUCAUAAAUCGUGCUAAUUUCUCUCUCACUUUUACUUGAUUUGCUGAGAGUUCGCAUGAAUGUCCGCUUUCUUGUGUCUGCUUUUUCCUGUGUCUUGCUGUGGUGUGAGCAUUGCUGUUGGCCUGAGGGGGGCAGUUUGCCAAUCCCACUCUGGUCACAGGCAGAAUGGAGCAAGCACUCGGCUUGCUGCACUCAACUUGCUGAUGCCAGCACUCUAGAAUUCUUGAGAAGGAGACGAGCAGCCUGAUCUUCUCUGUCUGCACAGUAUCAGUGCCUGUGUUGUCUUCUGCCAAGCAUUGGAGAACGCCUGGGAACUCCUGCCCUGCCCUGCCCUGGCAUUGCCAAAACAGGACUUUACUUCUCUGUUAGGAUACUGCUGCCAAUAAAAAUGAUUUAUCUGA